CAAAAUAUUCUUAUUCGGGUUUUGAUUGGGUUCAAGCCAAAUGUAGUGAGGAGCGGUGGACUGAUCGGCAGACCGGUUGUGUGGGCUUGCUAUUGUUGUCUUUUUUAUUUCGUAGGUAGUGGGCCGCUUAUUCAUCUGACGGCUUGAAGGCUGACAGCCCAUAAUACACAAUCCACAUAUCUUUACUCAACUCUCCAAUACUACGCUAGAGCGUACCAUAGAAAGGUGUCACGCGUGAGGAGGGAAGAUUGAAAAGGUAGGAGGUCGAUGCGAGUCGCCCAUCGCCGACUUUAGCAACGCCGCCGCCCGCCGCCCCCGCGAACAGAUCCAAGAACUAGAGUUGGUGCAGUCUUUAAUUGUAUACAUUGGAAUAAAUGGGGGUGCAAUUAGCUUCUGAACAAGUAACUAUGCUAGAGAUUGAGAGCGUUGAUCUUUCUGAUUCAGAGCUGGUAUAUCAUGUCAGGGAUGCCCUAAGAUCUGCUAUCCAGGGUGACAUGGACAAGUAUUCUCAACUUGUUGGACUUAUAAAUCGUGAUCACCAGUUAUCACCUGAGGAGGUGGCAUUACUCGUGACAUGCUUAAAGGCUUUGUCAGGAACUGUCUCUUUUAUAGACAUUGUUCACCAUCGAUCUCUUCUUUCUUCGGUAUUUAGAAUAGUGAUGUGGAACUAUGGUACUGAUGUUAUGGAUGCUCUGAUGGAACUGGUUGUAUCUUUGGCAGCAUCAAGUGGGCAAUAUGUUGAUUUAUGCUUGGAAAUGCUUGUAAACAAUUUUGUGCCACCCGAAACUUUUGUGAAAUUGCUAAAUAAUCCAAGGGUUCAGGCAAGGAAGGGGCAAGUCCUUGAUCGUGUGCAUUCAACAUUAAAAGCUAUCGCUGAUUUAGUACCACUAUCACCAUUGAGACUCGAGAAGAUAAUUAAGGAGAGAAUGCAUAAGAUUCGUGACAAGGGGCCUAUUGUGAUUUAUGCGGAAAACAUGCUAAGAUUGGAUAGUGGCUCGCUGGGUGAACUUGUUGGGAGCACCAUGCUUGUGGCAAUUGUGGAUAGGGUUGUAGAUUUGGAUGUGGACAUACCAUGGGAUUCUAUUUUGCAAGAUGAUUUUACAAAAGGAAUUUUUGACACCGAGCUGGAAGAACUAGAAGGACCUAUGGAUGAUGGCCAACAAGAUAGUUUUGAGGUGUGCUUGAUGAAAAUGCUUCCUCGUACUCCCGGAGAACCUGACGGAAUUCCAUUACAUGUUUCCUACUUACAGCUUCAGGGCAAGCUUGAUCUUCAGCCCCGGAAAGUGACAGUCAGCAUUAGAACAAGGGAUAUUGAGGAUAAAGGCGGUGUUAAUACACUGUUCCGGCUUGCUAAGGUGCGUGAGAGGAAGGCCCGAGAUCUGGACCACGUCAGAUGCGUGAAGGGGAGCGAUGGUAGAGUGUUAGUUGAGACUGCCAAAGUGGCUAAGCGCUGGGGGGAGUACUUUUGUGAUCUCUUAAAUGCAGGAGGAGACCAGAGACUAGUUUUUGAUGAGCUGGGGCAGUCCGGGGCGUCUCGUGUGUAUUGUCGGCGCAUUUGCCUGGGAGAGGUGGUUCGGGCUCUCCGAGGGAUGCGUAGUGGGAGAGCUUUGGGACCAGAUGAGAUUCCGGUGGAGUUUUGGAAGCAUGCGGGCCGUGGUGCGUGGGUUUGGUUAACCAAACUCUUCAAUGUUAUCUUUCGGACAGCAAGGAUGCCUGAUGAGUGGAGGGAGAGUCUCUUGGUCCCCUUGUUUAAAGGUAAAGGUGACAUCCAGAGCUGCGAGAAUUACAGAGGCAUCAAACUACUUAGCCACACCAUGAAGGUUUGGGAGCGAGUCAUUGAGUAUAGGGUGCGGAAAGGGGUAUGCAUCUCUGAGAACCAGUUUGGUUUCAUGCCUGGUAGAUCGACUACAGAGGCCAUUCACCUCGUGAGGAGGUUAAUGGAAGAGUAUAGGGCUAGGAAGAAGGACCUCCAUAUGGUGUUUAUUGAUCUUGAGAAGGCGUACGAUAGGACAAGGUUGGAUAGGAUUUCGAACGAAGUUAUCCGACGUCAGGUAGGCAUGGCGCCGGUGGAGGAUAAGUUGCGGGAAGCGAGGUUGAGAUGGUUUGGGCAUGUGAGACGGCGGGAUGUUGAUGCCCCUGUGCGGAGGUGCGAGAGGAUCACGGUUAUCGGGGGAAGUAGGGGAAGGGGUAGACCUAGGAAGAAUUGGAAGGAGGUGAUUAGGCAGGAUUUAGGACUUCUCACCCUAACUGAGGAUAUGGCCUUAGAUAGGAACCUUUGGAGGACUAGGAUUAGAGUAGCUGGUUAAGAGCUCGGUGAUGUAGAGGUUGAGCCGGGGGUCUCUUGGAAACAACCUCCCUACUUUCGAGGGUGAUAAAAAUACAAGUUAAGUUGGCAUUGAAAUUAGUUGAAUGGGAACUAAAUCCCACCCAACUUCUCUCUUCCUUCCACGGUCAUGCACUCGUGCUGCCCUAGCAGAUUCACUGCUGUUUGUGCAGCAUAGCUUGAAAGGGAUAUUUGGAUAGACAAGUUUUUUGGGGACAGUAAAAGUGCUCAGAUGUUGGAUAGUUUAAUGGUGCUCACAUUCGAAUACUUCAUAUCUUGCAAAGAGAGUGGUCGCCUUUCUCUGAUCUUUGAUACACUACUUCACUCUUUCGAAAAAAACUGUUUUGACAGCAUACAAGUCCAAAUUUGCCCAGUUUCUUUUGUUCUAUGCUUGUUCACUUGAUCCCGAAAACUGUGGCAAGAGAUUCGCGAUCACACUCAUUUAUAUUUUUGAGACUAGUGCCCAUUUAGAAUGGAGAAUGAGUGCUGUCGCUUAUCUUGCUAGUUACCUAGCACGUGCAAAGUUUAUGGACUUGCCAUUUGUUGCUGACUGUUUGGAAAUGUUGGUGAAUUGGUGUUAUAAUUAUAGCAAAAUUAGGACCGAUGAGAUUAAUCCAAAUCCUAAAGCUCACAAGAAUUUCUAUGCGGG
Molecule: messenger RNA, 2972 nt
Organism: Cuscuta campestris
Lineage: Eukaryota; Viridiplantae; Streptophyta; Magnoliopsida; Solanales; Convolvulaceae
Source: the annotation of a GenBank genome assembly